Molecule: messenger RNA, 830 nt
Organism: Humulus lupulus (European hop)
Lineage: Eukaryota; Viridiplantae; Streptophyta; Magnoliopsida; Rosales; Cannabaceae
Exons: 3
Coding region: 160-540 (126 amino acids)
Source: RefSeq, a predicted model, not a curated record
AAGAAGAAGAAAUUAAAAAAAUCGAAAAGAAACAAAGAAGAAAAGGUGAGGAAAGUAUCAGAAACAGCUCAGAAAUUUCCUCAUCUUCUCUUCUUUGUUUAUAUACCCAAAGCAAAACUACUCGAUUCACAGUCGAAGAAGAAGAAGAAGAAAACGAAAAUGUCUGGCAUGAUACCUGGAGUAGGAGUCCCUCACCGGAGGAGGCCAAACCACCACAACCACACCCACCCACCUCAUACUUCUUACGACGGCGAUCACCGCGACACAUCCAUGCAAUUGAGCCAAACCGCUAUCGCUGCCCGCCAACGAUUGGAGAAGAGGCUCCGACUCCUUCCCUCAAGAUCGCGUAAUUUGAGUCCUCCAAUUGGGGAUGGAAAACGAAACCCUAGAACGGAGUCGAUGGAUGAUGAUAAUAGUAAUAACAAAAGGUUGAGUUUGAAAUUGGCGAGCAUGAUGAGGCCUUGGAGCUUCCCAUCGCACAGAAAGGAAGAUUUGUUUUCAGAGAGAAUUUAUAACAGAAUCCACUUGAAGAUCUGCUAAAUUGAACCUCCCAUCAGGAAGAUUAUGAGAAGAAUUGAUGAACCAAGUAUUACAACCGACCGCACUAUCAAAGAAGAAAAGAAGUUCAGGAAUGCUUUCACAGAAUCAACCAUGAAAAUAUAUAAUAUAUAAGAAAUUCUUGGGUAAGGAUAUUCAUCAAAAGUGUACAAAUUUGAUAAAUGGUCAAGAUUGUAUCCAAUCAAAAUAGCUGGCAACACAUGUACAAACAUCAAUAUAUUUAACAACAACACUUUAUCAUAAAAUCCAAUAAAAGGCAAGCUUUUAUGGAA